Molecule: messenger RNA, 1812 nt
Organism: Nycticebus coucang (slow loris)
Lineage: Eukaryota; Metazoa; Chordata; Mammalia; Primates; Lorisidae
Gene: PTPA
Product: protein phosphatase 2 phosphatase activator
Exons: 10
Coding region: 274-1245 (323 amino acids)
Biological process (GO): mitotic spindle organization
Cellular component (GO): protein phosphatase type 2A complex; cytoplasm; nucleus
Molecular function (GO): peptidyl-prolyl cis-trans isomerase activity; protein tyrosine phosphatase activator activity
Source: RefSeq, a predicted model, not a curated record
CGCCCCGUGUGCCCCGCACCAACAUGGCCGCCGCCCCCGUCGACGCGACCGCCGCGAGCCGGCCGUUAGUGGGCAUGCUCCCUGAGCGCCCCGCACCGACAUGGCGGCCGUCUGCUCCGGGGGGACUUUAAUUCUCGGUUUUCGGUUAUAGCCGGUGCUCAUUUUUCUUCGGAAAGCUCGGAGCCUGUGGUGUGGCCGGGGAAGAGAGGGCGGGUGCGGGGUGAAAAGUGAGCGGGGACUGCAGGCAUCGGGCCGGCUCCUGGCGGGACCAAGAUGGCUGAGGGUGAGCGGCAGGCGCCGCCAGAUUCUUUGGAGGAGAUCCCUCCAGCCACUCAGAAUUUCAUCAUUCCAAAAAAGGAGAUCCAUACAGUUCCAGACAUGGGCAAAUGGAAGCGUUCUCAGGCAUACGCUGACUACAUCGGAUUCAUCCUCACCCUCAACGAAGGCGUGAAGGGGAAGAAGCUGACCUUCGAGUACAAAGUCUCUGAGGCCAUUGAGAAACUGGUUGCCCUUCUCAACACUCUGGACAGGUGGAUUGAUGAGACUCCUCCAGUGGACCAGCCCUCUCGAUUUGGGAAUAAAGCCUACAGGACCUGGUAUGCCAAACUCGAUGAGGAAGCAGAGAACUUGGUGGCCACGGUGGUCCCCACCCAUCUGGCAGCUGCUGUGCCUGAGGUGGCUGUUUACCUAAAGGAGUCAGUGGGGAACUCCACGCGCAUUGACUAUGGCACAGGGCAUGAGGCUGCCUUUGCCGCUUUCCUCUGCUGUCUCUGUAAGAUUGGGGUGCUCCGGGUGGAUGACCAAAUAGCUAUUGUCUUCAAGGUGUUCAAUCGGUACCUUGAGGUUAUGCGGAAACUCCAGAAAACAUACAGGAUGGAGCCGGCUGGCAGCCAGGGAGUGUGGGGCUUGGAUGACUUCCAGUUUCUGCCCUUCAUCUGGGGCAGCUCGCAGCUGAUAGACCACCCAUACCUGGAGCCCAGGCACUUUGUGGAUGAGAAGGCGGUGAACGAGAACCAUGAGGACUUCAUGUUCCUAGAGUGUAUCCUGUUCAUCACUGAGAUGAAGACUGGCCCAUUUGCAGAGCACUCUAACCAGCUGUGGAACAUCAGUGCUGUCCCCUCCUGGUCCAAAGUGAAUCAGGGCCUCAUCCGCAUGUAUAAGGCUGAGUGCCUGGAGAAGUUCCCUGUGAUCCAGCACUUCAAGUUCGGGAGUCUGCUGCCCAUCCAUCCUGUCACGUCUGGCUAGGAGGGGCCAAGCCACGGAGCCUGAGCCACCCAGUUCUUGGGCUCGCCUUCCCCGCCCCAGCCAUGGUCCCCUCCCUGCCCCUUUCCUCCGUUGUUUCUGUUUGAUUAGAGGCUGUUUACUGGGUGGGAUGGUGAGCGCAGGAUGUGGGGGUUUCAGAGCAUAAGGCUGAAGGACCCAAGUUGUGAGAAGUGAUCAAAGUGUGGUGAGUUUCCUAACCUGCCUUGUGAUAGAUGGGCAUGAAGAGAGGGACUGGGCCCCGGUCCUGGGCCGCCCUCUCCUCUCCUGGCCUUCUACCCUUCCUUUCCUCCUGACGAGUCUCAUUUUGAGGCCAGGGCUAUUCUAUGAGCCAAUAGGGAGGGCAGGGUCUGCUGCUGCUUCCCUCGCUUUCCCUUCCACCGCGAUGCCUCUGAUGCCUCCAGGGUUAGAGCAGUUGUUCCUUGCAGGGUGGGUCCCAAGCCGUGCUGAGUGGGUGUCUGUGUGCUGCAGGGCUGGAGGCUGAGGCUGACAGCCAGCAUUGGGUGGGGUGGGCUGGCGGUCUUAGUUGUCCGGGGCUGGUGGUGCUCCCAG